Messenger RNA from Zophobas morio, 2863 nucleotides. It is a transcript of the gene Rhp, whose product is annotated as rhophilin-2. Gene Ontology annotation, molecular function: protein binding. Lineage: Eukaryota; Metazoa; Arthropoda; Insecta; Coleoptera; Tenebrionidae. The coding region runs from base 536 to 2524 and encodes 662 amino acids. The record is from RefSeq and is a predicted model, not a curated record. The transcript is spliced from 7 exons. Gene Ontology annotation, biological process: negative regulation of stress fiber assembly; signal transduction.
CGCAUUUUUUCCACGAUCCUUACUAUACGGAAGCUUAUUAGUAUGCAUUCAUUGCUCAGUGUUCCUAAUUUAGUGUUGGUAAAGUGUAACAAAACCUUAAGUGACAAAGUAACUUAAAAUUAAAAACCAAUUUCCAAAGCAAAAACCUGUGAAAUAAUGAUUUGUCGUUACCGUUCUGAUUUUUCGAGUGCCUCUUGAACCCACUGGUGCAGAUUCUCAACCCGUCCGGAAUAAUCCAAUUCAUCACGCAACAGGCCGGAAAACGCGAUUUUUUGACCCGCAAUGGACUGAAAAACCGUGGUUACAGUUAAGAAUGAUGAUCAUGCUGCUGCAACUGUGCUCAUAUAUAGGUCUCUUUACCAUAAUAUUGUAUUUGCAAUAAUACCUCGCUACGCUUAAUGACUGUAUUACAAUCCCAACGGUUACUUAGCCAUUUAUCGGCGAUUUGUCAGAGAGAUAACACGUAUUACUCAACUUGAAAAUUCACCAUUAUGUUUAUUAGUGUCACAACAGCAGCAUCGUGGCGCAGUGCGAGAUGUUGAAGUGGGUGCAAAGGCAGAACUUCAAGUGUCCAGCCGAAGAUGACUUCGUCAUAAUACCGGGAUCGGAUCCCCGGGUGGCGACAUGUCGUGGAAAGCUCCAAAACCGCCGUUCCAAGCUCAACCAGGAAAUCAACAAGGAGUUGAGGCUGAGGGCGGGGGCUGAGAACCUCUUCAAGGCUACCACGAAUCGGAAACUCAAGGAAACGGUAGCCUUGGAACUCAGUUUCGUCAACUCGAAUUUGCAGUUACUCAAGGAGCAGUUAGCUGAGCUGAAUUCAUCAGUGGAGUUAUAUCAGAGUGACAGCACGGACGCCGUGAUGCCGAUGAUCCCCCUCGGACUCAAAGAAACAAAAGAGAUCGACUUCCGGGACCCCUUCAAGGACUUCAUCCUGGAGCACUACAGCGAAGACGCCAGCCAAUACGAAGAUGCCAUAGCCGACUUCAUGGACACGAGGCAGGCCAUAAGGACGCCCUUGCGCGACCUCAGCGGCAUAUCCCUCCUGUUUCGGUACUACAACCAGCUGUACUUUGUUGAAAGACGGUUUUUUCCGCCGGAUAGGUCGUUAGGGAUUUAUUUCGAGUGGUUCGAUUCGUUAACUGGUGUGCCAUCGUGUCAAAGGACUGUAGCUUUUGAGAAAGCCUGUGUUUUGUUCAAUAUGGGGGCUAUAUAUACGCAGAUAGGGGCGAAGCAGGACAGAUCCACGGCGAAGGGGUUGGAUGCUGCUGUAGAUAGUUUCUUGAGGGCUGCGGGGACCUUCAGGUACAUACACGAAAAUUUCACCAAUGCGCCAUCUAUGGACCUGAGGCCGGAGAUGCUGGAAAUGCUGGUUCAGUUAAUGUUGGCCCAGGCUCGAGAAUGCCUCCUCGAAAAACUCGACCUCCAAUCAAAAGACAACCGUUCCAUCGACAUCUGCCUGGACCUUGCCCAAGAAGCGGCCCACCUCGCGGACUGCUACCGCCAAGUCCACGAAAUAAUAUCGACCGAAGCCGUCCACGACUACGUGCCUUACAGCUGGAUAUCCCUGGUCCAAGUCAAAAAAGAAUACUACACGGGGAUGGCUCACUUCUACGUAGCCUCAGGCGUCCUCCACAAGGAAGCCUCCCAAAUGUCAGCAACCACAAAAGACACCCUCCAGUUCUUGCACGCGGAAAUCGCCUCGACGCAGCUGGACAUCAGGCUGCCCAAAGACGACGCCGAAAGGAGACUCCUAGGUAGGGCGCAUCUUCGCGAAUCCUUGGUCCUGCACGAGGAGUGCCAACGGCAACACCGGAUGUGUCGGGAGCUCCGGGGCAAGCAGGCUUUGGCGGCGGUUCUACGAACCGCGCACAAGACAGCACUACAGGCGUACGCGGACAAUGAGAACGAAGACGAUUUUAGUGAUGUCUUGGACCCAGCACAAGUGCAAGCCGCCACGAAGUUCCAGUUGGCACUAACACCUCCGGACUUUGCCCAAUACCGAGUGAACGAUUUGUUUCGGGCUCUCGGUCCCAUCGCCAUUUUUUCAGCGAAGAGGCACUGGACUGCCCCGAGAUUGGUCCAGUUGCAUCGGGGAAGAACGUCAGACGGGUUUGGGUUUUCGGUGCGAGGUGACGCUCCUGUGAUUGUGGCCAUUGUUGAAGCAAAUUCGCUUGCAGAGUUUGGUGGUGUCAAAGAGGGCGAUUUUAUCGUGGCCAUUAGCGAUAAAGAUGUUAAGUGGUCGUCCCACGAUGAAGUCGUUACUCUUAUUAAGAACGCCGGAGAUUCGUUAAGUCUAAAACUGGUCACCCCCAUGGACAGGAAUUACCUCAAGCAGCCGACGAAAUCGUCGAAGGGCUCUAUUUCCACCCAUAGUAGCAGUUCGGGGGUGUCUAGCGGUAUGUCUAGUCCUUCAGGAUCGAUGGCACAGCAUAAAAAUAGGAAAGGGUUGAACUGGAUUCCUUUCAAACGGCACUCGUCGUCGAGGGAAGGAAAAGAUUUUUUUGAGAACGUUAUCUUACGAUAGGUAGAUGUGGCUAUUUGCUGUUAACGUAGGCUGUACUUAUUGUUGUCCGAAUAGAGAUUGUGUUAGUAGACGUUGCGUCACCGUACUGAUAUGAGAUUUAUUUAUUUUUUUAUCGUAAUUAGAGAGGUAAUUAUUUUUGUAAGGUUACUUUAACCAGUCAUCAAGUGUAUCAUGUUGAAUAAUUACUUUUAGGUAAGAGUACGUCAAUUAUAGUCACACUGUACAACAAAAUUUUACUUGUAUGUAUUAUAUUAAAGAUUUAUAUUGUUAUUUUGUUUGUAUAUUAUUAUUUAUGGAUGUAUAUGAUUUAAGUAAAAAUAAAUACGAUAUUUUAGUUUA